AUGGCCACCAUCCCAGCCGGGGGCGAGACCCCACGGCCCUCCAAAAUUCCCUUCUGGCGUCUCAUCUUUGACCAGAAAGUCAUCACAGAGGAAGUGGCUUCAUUUCCAUACCCAGGAUCGGGCACACAGGAAGAUCCCUAUGUCGUGACCUGGCUACCGCGCGACCCUCGCAACCCGAUGAACUUCAGAGCAGUGAAGAAAUGGUCAAUCACGAUCCUGGUGUCAUUUGUCACACUAGCAGUGGCCCUUGUCUCAUCAGCAUACUCUGGAGGUCUGGGCCAAAUCGUCGAGCAGUUCAAGGUGGAAGAAGAAAUCGCCAUCCUCGGCGUGUCGCUGUUCGUUCUUGGAUUCGCGAUUGGUCCAUUGAUCUGGGCGCCGCUUAGUGAGAUUUUUGGCCGUCGCCAUAUCUUCACGAUUAGCUUUGCUUUUUUGACGGCGUUUAAUGCGGGUGCAGCUGGCGCGAAUAAUAUCCAGACUCUGAUCAUCUUGCGAUUCCUUGCGGGAUGUUUUGGUUCGUCUCCAUUUGGAAAUGCCGGUGGCACGAUUGCCGAUAUGUUUACUGCCUCGGAGCGUGGUAUUGCUAUUAGCUUCUUCGCUGCGGCACCAUUCCUGGGCCCGACAAUCGGGCCUAUCAUUGGAGGUUUCCUAGGCGCCGGAGCUGGUUGGCGCUGGGUGGAAGGCUUUCUUGCUGCUUUCUCCGGCGUCCUUUGGCUGUGCAUUAUCUUCCUGUUGCCAGAGACAUACGCACCAGUCCUGUUGCGCCGCCGAGCAGCUAAGCUAUCCGAAAUCACGGGCAAGGUGUACCGCAGCAAGCUUGAUAUCGAGCGCGGUCCUAUUCCCAUGGGUAAGACCCUGAAAACGGCUCUUUCGCGCCCUUGGGUUCUACUAUUCCGGGAGCCUAUCGUGUUUCUCUUUUCUAUCUACAUGUCUAUUAUCUAUGGAACACUCUACAUGCUUUUUGCCGCAUACCCAAUUGUCUUCCAACAGGUUCGCGGGUGGAGCGAAGGUAUCGGCGGUCUCGCAUUCCUGGGAAUUCUCGUCGGGAUGGUUAUCGCUGUGGCAUAUACCUUCCCUGAGAACAUGCGAUACGCCAAGAAGUGCAGCGAGACCACCGAUCGUCUUCCACCGGAGGUAAGAUUGCCCCCGAGUAUGGUCGGUGGUAUCGCCCUACCCAUCGGACUCUUCUGGUUCGCUUGGACCAACUACCCCAGUAUCCAUUGGAUGGCGUCCAUCGCUGCCGGGGCUCCGUUUGGCUUCGGCAUGGUGCUCGUCUUUUUGAGCGUGUUCAACUACCUGAUCGACUCAUACACGAUUUACGCCGCCUCGGUGCUAGCUGCGAACUCAGCCCUUCGAUCGCUAUUCGGCAUGGCCUUCCCUCUCUUCACUACCUACAUGUACCAGAACCUGGGCAUCCACUGGGCAUCGUCAAUUCCAGCAUUCUUAUCGCUUGCCUGCGUGCCUUUCCCUUUUAUUUUCUACAAAUAUGGUGCUCAGAUUCGUCAGAGGUGCACAUAUGCCGCCGAGGCAGAUGCUUUUAUGCGUCGUCUGGCGGAGAAAAACCAAGCUGAGAUUCAACGUGAGGAGACUGCUGUGCAGAAUGAAGCGGAGAAGGACGUGGUGUCUGCAGAUGUUUUGGAUGAUAGCAGUGAUAGCGAAAGUCUGUCAACUGUUCCAUCACGCAUUACUCUGGGACGGUAUGCGUCUCGUGUGUCUCGCCAGUCUGGGCGGUCUAUGCAUCGCAUCGCCACAGCCACUCAAUAUGAGGAGAAUCCGUAUGACCUUGACUUGGUGAACACUCGACAGUCUGCUAUCAGUAGUCAUCGUCAUGAUUGA
This is a messenger RNA of Penicillium subrubescens, 1833 nucleotides long. RefSeq names its product MFS transporter. NCBI's taxonomy places the organism in Eukaryota, Fungi, Ascomycota, Eurotiomycetes, Eurotiales, Aspergillaceae. Gene Ontology annotation, molecular function: transmembrane transporter activity. The transcript has a single exon. Gene Ontology annotation, biological process: transmembrane transport. The record is from RefSeq and is a predicted model, not a curated record. Bases 1 to 1833 code for a protein of 610 amino acids.